AUGGCUGGCAUCAUGGGCGAAUCUGGUCAAUAUGGCGCGGAUGCACUGUUUGGCCCUCAACUUCCGGGCCGACUUGACUUUACCACCUACUUUGAAAACACUAUACUAAGUAUUCUGCCCAAUGGUUUUUUUGUGGCUGGGUCUUUGAUCUGCCUUCAUCAACUUUUCUGCCAACCGCGCCUAGUCCGCCGUGGGUUUCUUUGGUGGCUGAAGCUCACUAUGAGUGCGCUUCUUCUUGCCACUGACUUGGGCGCUUUGACACUGUCGUCACUGGCCGCGGAACCAACAAACCUUGCUGUCGCUGCAGCAGCUACCUCGUGUCUAGCGAGUGUUUUGGUCAUCAUCUUGGCAGAUACUGAGCACCGCCGAUCACUUCACUCCUCUGGAUGGCUUAGCUUUUGCUUGGGUCUCUAUGCCCUGCUUGGUAUCGCUAAAGCACGGUCUUUUUUUCUACGAGCAGAACUACAUUCCCUGGCCAUCCUCCAAAGUCUCGACAUUGGUAUCAUGGCCGUCAUAUUAGUUCUCGGAGAAGUUUCCAAGUUUGCUGAAAUCAUCGACCCAGAGCAGCGCGACGCCGCUGGUCCAGAAGCCCUUGCAGGAUUUUGGAACAGGUCUUGUUUCUUUUGGCUGCUGCAGACUUUGUACGCUGGCUCGAAGCGCUUGCUAAACGUCCAUGACUUGCAUACGCUGGAAGAUGAUCUCCAAGGCGAUCGGCUCUUUGCAAACUUUGUCCCCAUAUGGUCGCGUUGGAACAAACGAUCGUCAAAAGUGUUAUUCAAAGUCUUGAUUCGGACUUUGCUACGGUCAAUACUCGUCGCCGUAGUACCCCGGCUGGCCCUCAUAGGUUUCUCCUUCUCACAGCCGUACCUUUUGGAACGCGUCGUUCUCCUCCUCGAAAGUAAGAAUCCGCGAGACAACUUCGAAAAUGGUCUCGUUGGCGCUGCCGCUCUGAUAUACAUUGGAAUUACCGUCUCACGGGCAUGGUAUAAUUACCUCGCGGUGCGCAUGGCUACGAAGACGCGGGGCAUCCUCAUAGCAGCCAUUUACGACAAGACGGUUAAGUUAGAGCAUAAUCAAGCUAAAAAGCUCGCCGCAGUGACUCUCAUGAGCACGGACGCGGAUGGGGUUACCCGCAAUGCUCGCACCUUGUACGAAUUCGCUGCCAACCUGCUAGAGUUGGCCGUGGGCAUCACAAUCCUGGCGUUGAGGGUUGGACCUGCCUGCAUUUUGCUUCUCGCCCCGACAGCCUUGCUCUCUGCUACCUCGACUAAAUUUGGCAAAAAGGUCGGGCCUUCCCAAGUUACGUGGAACAAGAGCAUCGAAGACCGCGUUUCAAAAACAUCAGCAAUUCUUGGCCAAAUACGAACCAUAAAAAUGGUUGGUCAAGGACCUGCUGCGACGGACUAUAUUCAAGAACUACGCAAGAAGGAGAUUGAUGAGUCUCAAAAAUAUCGAUUCUUGCAGGCAGCACUCCUUGCAAACGCCAUGCUCAUCUACUGCUUGACGCCUAUCAGUGUCAUAGCAGGAUAUAUUUUUUGGACGCGUCCAAAUGUUGUUUUGAAGUCUAGUGAUAUCUUCACCAUCCUUUCCAUUGUCGCUAUUGUCUCUACACCCCUCAGCAAAGUAGUUGCAUCUUACCCUGGAGUUGCAGCUACGUUUGGACGCUUGCAGCGGAUUGAAUCAUUCCUUCUGCUGCCCGAGAGGAUUGAGCAGCGAGAAUUUAUAGGACGCCCAUUGGCGACCGGGAGCAUUUCUGGUGAAGCCGAAAAAUUAACCCAUUGUGAUGAGCAAAGCUGGGAUAUUUACCCUGCCGAUGUACAUCAAGUCUCCAUAUCUGCGACAAAGACUUCGGGCACCAUCAUCCCCUGCUCGACUUUCAGUAUACCGCGUCGCAAGUUUACUAUGGUUGUGGGCAAAACGGGCUGCGGCAAGUCCACUCUUCUCCGUGGCCUACUAGGGGAAGCCAUUGUCACAGAGGGCACCAUCUCCCUAGAACGCGCAUUUGUCGCAUACUGUGAUGAACAAGUCUGGAUCCAAAACAGGAGCAUUCGGGAGAAUCUCAUUUGCGCCAGCAACUAUGAUGCACGAUGGUAUAGCCACGUGCUGAGCGCUUGUCAACUCCUGAGCGACAUUCAGUCUUUUCCCUCUGGCGACCAGACCAUUGUUGGGUCAGACGGCCUAAAGUUGAGUGGUGGCCAGAAAGCGAGACUGGCACUUGCAAGAGCUGUAUACGCCCUGGCACCCCUAAUUCUUUUGGAUGACAUCUUCUCCGCAAUAGACGAAAAAACGGCGGACGGCAUCAUGAACGCAUUGCUUGGGCCGCAAGGAGUACUGCGAAGAACGGCGUGCACAGUUGUCUUGGCCACAUCCUCAGGUACGUCAAAGAAUACAUAG
This is a messenger RNA of Cordyceps militaris CM01, 2394 nucleotides long. Its product is annotated as ATP-binding cassette transporter, putative. Gene Ontology annotation, biological process: transmembrane transport. Gene Ontology annotation, molecular function: ATP binding; ATP hydrolysis activity; ABC-type transporter activity. The record is from RefSeq and is a predicted model, not a curated record. Bases 1 to 2394 code for a protein of 797 amino acids. NCBI's taxonomy places the organism in Eukaryota, Fungi, Ascomycota, Sordariomycetes, Hypocreales, Cordycipitaceae. Gene Ontology annotation, cellular component: membrane. The transcript is spliced from 3 exons.